Cooperia oncophora is the source of this 894-nucleotide messenger RNA. Lineage: Eukaryota; Metazoa; Nematoda; Chromadorea; Rhabditida; Trichostrongylidae. The record is from the annotation of a GenBank genome assembly.
AUGCCCAUAUUGCCCGGUGAGGAAGUGUUAGUUGGUGAAAAUUAUCAAGUACGGGGAAGGCGAGGUUGCUGGCGUCGUGCUACCGUGCUGGACAAGCGACGUGGAGAAAAUGGACGUGUUGAGCUGUACGUGCAUUUUGAUGGAGAUGACAGACGACUUGAUCAUUGGUUGGAUUCAAGCAGAUUGAAGUUUCGCAAUAAAAUAAACAAGCGAAUCGCACCGGUUUAUGAAAUGAGAGAGAAGCGGAUGCGAAAAGCGAAAGAAAACUCUCCAAAUAAUGCCAGCCUGGAUUAUACGGAAGUUUUAGAAGAGCAGCAUAUAGAGGUAACAAAAGUCAAAUAUAUCGAAGUGGUGCGAUAUGGUGAAUUUGAAAUGGAUACUUGGUACGUUUCACCAUAUCCUGAUGAAUAUGGAAGAGAAAGAUAUCUAUUCAUUUGUGACAAAUGUUUUCUGUAUAUGCGACAAGAGAGGGCUUUCAAAAUGCAUUUGAGUACAUGUAAUGUAAAGCAUCCUCCUGGAAGAGAAAUAUAUGUGGAUACUGAUGAAAAAAUUGCCGUGUAUGAGGUUGAUGGAGAAAAAGAAAAGUUAUUUUGCCAGUGCUUAUGUUUAUUUGCGAAGUUGUUCAUGGAUCAUAAAACCAUAUAUUUUGAUGUUACUGCUUUUCUAUUCUACGUGAGUACAUGUAAUGUAAAGCAUCCUCCUGGAAGAGAAAUAUAUGUGGAUACUGAUGAAAAAAUUGCCGUGUAUGAGGUUGAUGGAGAAAAAGAAAAGUUAUUUUGCCAGUGCUUAUGUCUAUUUGCGAAGUUGUUCAUGGAUCAUAAAACCAUAUAUUUUGAUGUUACUGCUUUUCUAUUCUACGUGGUUUGCCAACUUAGAGACUCAGGUAAGAGGUAA